AAGAAAGGUCUAUAGUGCAUGCAAAGAAAAAGAAAAUUAGAAAAAGAAAAGGGAAAAAAUGCCGAGAGAUAGAGACCCUUUGGUUGUAGGUAGGGUGAUAGGCGAUGUGUUGGAUCCUUUCACAAGAUCCAUUGGUUUGAGAGUGAUUUAUGGCAACAGAGAAGUUGCAAAUGGCUGCGAAUUUAGGCCGUCUCAAAUCGUGAAUCAGCCUAGGGUUGAAGUUGGAGGGGAUGAUCUUCGCACCUUCUUCACUCUGGUGAUGGUGGACCCUGAUGCUCCCAGCCCCAGUGAUCCCAACCUUAGGGAGUACUUGCACUGGUUGGUGACUGAUAUCCCUGCAACUACUGGCGCAACCUUUGGACAAGAGAUAGUGCGUUACGAGAGUCCUCGGCCGUCGAUGGGUAUCCACCGCUUCGUGUUCGUGUUGUUCCGGCAGUUGGGGCGACAGACGGUGUAUGCCCCCGGCUGGCGUCAAAACUUCAACACUAGAGACUUUGCGGAGCUCUACAACCUUGGCUCACCAGUAGCUACUGUUUAUUACAACUGUCAAAGAGAGAGUGGUACGGGCGGCAGAAGGCGGGGCUCCUAACCUCACCACUCAAACUCAAUACAUAUCAUAUACUAUAUGUUACUCUGAUUUCAUUUUUGCCUCUAUUAAACCUAAAGUCUGCUCACUACCUCAUAACCUAUAACUUAAGUUGCCUACGGGAUUGUAUCCAUCUAGUGCAUGGUACCUAUAUAGUUUCCCUAUGUUUUUAAAUAUAGUGAAAGUAUGUAUUGUAUUAAUGGAAUAAAUCUUUGGGUCAAAAAAUUUAAAUGGCUAACUACUUCAACAAAAUUAGUGUCCACUUUUAUAUAUACAAAUAUGUAUUUUAUGUUUUAA
Molecule: messenger RNA, 883 nt
Organism: Salvia miltiorrhiza (redroot sage)
Lineage: Eukaryota; Viridiplantae; Streptophyta; Magnoliopsida; Lamiales; Lamiaceae
Product: protein HEADING DATE 3A-like
Exons: 4
Coding region: 59-589 (176 amino acids)
Source: RefSeq, a predicted model, not a curated record